Ectocarpus sp. CCAP 1310/34 is the source of this 1485-nucleotide messenger RNA. NCBI's taxonomy places the organism in Eukaryota, Phaeophyceae, Ectocarpales, Ectocarpaceae. The record is from the annotation of a GenBank genome assembly.
AUGGAAGUUACCAACUUCGCCAUGCAGGCAAACAUUCCGUUCGACUUCACCCAGAGCAUGGCCUCAUUCAGGUCAACUUGGUACGCAAUGAUGGCUCGCCUGCCCUUGUGGCUUGGUAACGUUUUGUGCGAAUACCAUGAUGUGUUUUCGAGUUCUCCGACCGACUUUGGAUGUUGUUCGCUUUUUCCUUUUAAGCUUACAGUUCCUCCUGGCAGCGCACCCGUCACGUCUCGCCCCUACCGCGUUAAUCCCCCGGUGGCGAAACAAGUUGACGCGAUUCUUGACCAAUAUCUUGCGGCAGGUUUGAUCCAACAUUCGACCUCGCCUUACUCGAGCCCUUUGGUAGUCAUACCGAAGAAAUCUGGUAGUGUUCGCAUCACCGUCAAUUAUCGCAAGCUCAACAAGCUUUUUGCUUUUAGUCAGCCUCCGAUUCCUCGAGUCGAUGAUACUUUGGACAAUUUGUUGAAAGGGCGAAUUUAUUCCCUUUUCGACAUGAAAUCUUCGUUCCACCAAAUCACGGUGCACCGCGAUACAAUCCCUUUGACGGCAUUCGUGACGUGUUCCGGGCUUUUCGAUCAUCAACUCCGCGGUGUUGCAUCGUACUUGGAUGAUUUGAUCGUCUUUGAUGACACCCCUACUACUCAUGUUGGUACCAUGCGCGCACUCUUUGAUUGCUUGCGUACGCACAACUUGAAAUUCACGCCUCCGAAAGCUACUAUUGGCGCUACUGAAGAAGACUUCCUCGGACACACCAUCUCCCCUGACGGCGUUAGGCCUAACGGUGCCAAGGUUUCGGCCCUCACCAAAAUGCCUAUGCCCAGGGAUGUCAAGCAACUACGUUCCCUUCUCGGUGGUCUCAACUACUACCCUAAGUUCCUCCCCAACAUGGCUAAACACAUUCGACCUCUGACUACUCUACUCAAGAAGCAGGAGAAGUUUAUCUUCACCCCUUCCAUGGAGCAAGCCGUUUGCGUUUUAUUAGCUGAGUUGGCCAAUCCCCCUGUUUUGGUUUAUCCAGAUUGGGAUGCUGUUUCAGACGGCUCGCGACCUUUUCACCUUCACUGUGAUGCUAGUCGCGAUGGGUUUGGUGGGACACUCGAACAAGAACAGCCAGAUGGUUCCCUUCGCCCAAUUGUCUUCAUCAGUCGGGCUACUUUGGACUCAGAACGCCACUGGACUCCCCUCGAUCUCGAGGCGGGUAGCAUCGUGUGGUGUAUCAAGCGCCUUCGCGGCUACUUGUGGGGUACAAAGUUUCGCAUUUUUACCGACCACAAAUCUCUCGAGCAUUUUGCUAAGGUGGGGGAGAACAAUGCCCGCGUUCAGCGCUGGCUGGAAUUUCUUACCGCCGACAACUACACUCUCGAGUAUCGCAAGGGUUCCGCAAAUGGCAACGCUGAUUUCCUCUCACGCCUCCCAGUCGCUGCGGCUGAAUGCGACUGUUNUCACUUUCGAGUAUCGCAAGGGUUCCGCAAAUGGCAACACUGA